GGACAUGGUGGAGUUCCAUUAAGACGAGGGACUAAAUACGAGCACGCCGGCCCGUUUCAUUCAGUUCGGGGUUAAAGCUCUUGGUGGCAAAAGGUCGGCGUGUUGAUCGGUUCAAAGUAAGGGAUCCCCCCCCCCAUUAAAACGUGAAUAUCUGAUAGAAAAUCGCCCAUGAAGACGGAAUCCAACCCAUACCAGUACUUUGGACCUUCUUGGUGCUGAUUCUGGCAUUCUGGCAUUCCGACAUUGCCAUUGUUGUGUUCCACCUGAAGAAAAAACCCCGCGUCUGUUCUGCUCGUAGAUGCUGAGGGAGCUGCAUGCAUAUCCAUCGUGGGUGACAGCGACGGCGAAGCACAAGCCAGUACUAGUGCUAGUGGUAGUAGUAGUAGUAUUGUUGGUGGCAAGGGCAGUACCCUGGUAAGCUCCUGAGCCCACAGGCCAUCCUUGUACAUAGGGAAGCCGGGCCAAAAGAAGCAAAGCCGAGUACCUGAGUAAUAGUUGUAAUCGACGUAGUAGUUGAGAAGGAGAUCUCCCUGAUCCUCGCCUCCAUCGGCAAGUUCUUCUUCUGCUUCUUCACUUGUUGUUCGGGAGAGUUCUUCUACCUGGAAAGGUGAAGCCGUCAACGGUGGGGUGUGCUCUUUGACUUGAUUGGGUGAUUCAAAGUAGCAUCAAGACCAACUGGAAUCACGAAAUCUGCCACAAAUCCACCCAGCCAUAAAUCCAUCCAUCCAUCCAUUCAAGAUUGUGAUCCAGAGCCCGAGUCUCGUUUUGUUUCGGUGGAGGUGGUUGUAAUCGUGGUGGAGGUGCUUCCAAGAUCACGGGUUGAUCAUGUGAAACGGAAAGUUCAGUGAAUAUAACAAGCCAAGUCAGUCAUGAGGAUUCCGUUAACGGCGAGGGGUAACCAAACCCCUGGUCUGGUUAGCGUGCUCCUAGUGCUCUUAUUGUGGCAAUUCACGCCCACUCUGGCCUUGACCCGUCAUCGACACCGUCGUGAGCCUUUGCCUGGGCCACAGUAUUUUGAGGGCCAGAUCACCAAAAGGAUCAAGGAUGAGCAAAGGUCCAACGAAUACAAACCCAAGUUCCUGGAUUGUGAGCGGUAUACGCCUGUGGUGGAAGAAGAAUCCCCCCGAGAUACCCGCGUGAUACAAGUUUAUGCCGAGGACAAGGACAACAAUACGGUCACGUACUCGAUCGUGUCCCAACACAAGAAGUUCACCAUCGACCCCAAAGAUGGGUGGCUUUCAACCAGCGACAUCUUCAAUCGUGAUGAGCCUGACCGAGAGAAAUUGGUUCAUGUGACGGUCAAAGCCACGGAUAAUGGCCGACCGCAAUUGGAGGAUAUUUGCACAUUGGCUGUGAAAAUUAAGGACAAGAAUGACAACUCGCCGGUCUUUGACCGAGCUUCCUAUGACGUCCCGAUUGCUCAGGACACUUACACAGGCACUCAAGUCAUGCGGAUCUCGGCCACGGAUGUGGACGAAGGCGAUAAUCAGAAGAUCACGUACACACUCGAUCCCGUCCGAAUUGCUGGUGACAUCGAUUACUUCAAACUGAACAAACUCACCGGAGUGGUGACUUUGGUCAAUAAGCUAGACAAGCCCGUGGGUUAUGUGUUCCAGUUCAAGGCCACGGCCACCGACGCCGGCUCCCCUCCCGAGAAUGCCACCAUUGAUGUCACGAUCGAGGUCAAGGAGUCCUCGAAUAAACCACCCACGUUUGUCGACGGUCCCGGGCCAUCCAUCACCUUAACCGAGACGUACAACGAUUUUUCCAAACCCAUUGCGACAUACGAGGCCCGUUCCAAUAUCCCCGAGGAUGGAACGGUGUUCUUCCAGUUGGUCCGCGGUCGCACCGAGCAGACCAAUAAGGACGACACUUUCCGUGCUUUGGCUAGUCAAAGUGAACCCACGGCUGUGCAUAUCUAUCUAGCCAAGCCGUUGGAGUACGAGAAAGUUUCCGAGUACACGCUGACCUUGCAAGUGCGAAACAGUCCGGAUCUGGUGGCCGAGGCCUUGCUUACGGUACAAGUGAAAGAUGAGAACAAUCAAGCGCCCGUGUUCACCAACGUUGAAUCGGGAAAAGUGCUGGAAAACGAUGCGGCCGGCACCAUUGCCAUGCAAGUAUCGGCCGUGGAUAACGAUGGGACCUAUCCAAAUAAUGCCGUCACCUACCACAUCUCGCCCAGAAAUCCACCUGAUAUUCGAGACAAGUUCUCGAUUGACCCAAAGACCGGGAUCGUAACCACGAAUCAGGAAUUUGAUCGCGAAGAACAGAGCGUGUACGCCUUGACCAUCGAUGCCCAAGAUGGAGCGUCCUCCGCGCUGCUCCAAAAUGGUCAACCCAAUGUGACGCCUCAGAAGUUUCGUAUUGCGAUCGCGGACAAGAACGAUAACCCUCCUUACUUCCCACAGAAAUUGUACAGAGCAGAGAUACCCGAAGAUCAAGAUGUGGGUAGCAAAGUGAUUGAAGUGCGGGCCUCGGACAAGGACGAAGAGGCUUCGGUUACGGCCUAUCAGGUGGUGAAUGGCAGUGUAGGCAAUGUGUUCACGAUUGAAGAACAGACCGGGUUCAUUCGGGUAGCCAAGCCUCUGGAUUAUGAGAUGAUCAAAAAGUAUUACCUGACCAUCGGGGCCUAUGAUGGCGAGUACUCCAGUGAAACCAGUGUUGAGAUUACCAUCCUCAAUGUGAACGACAUGAAGCCGGAGUUCAAGCGAGACAAGUACGAAGUCGAGCUGUUCGAAGAGAACAUGCCCAACUAUCCGUCGGUAACCGUCUCGGCCACGGACCCGGAUAUUGACGAUCCGACCGUGCCCCAAAACAUCACCUACUAUCUGGACCCGGACAGUCAGACUUCUCGACAUUUCAAAAUCAAUCCCCAAACCGGCGAUAUCCAAGUGGUCAAGCCUUUGGAUCGAGAUAUGCCCAAUGGCUUCCCGGUGUGGACAAUGUACGUCUUUGCCAAGGACGAGAAUGGCGGUCCCACUGGGAUUGAGAAUUACGUGGAGCUCACGGUGAAACUUUCCGACAUCAAUGACAACGCUCCAAUCCUGGACAUGCCCGAUGGGUUGGUCUGGUACGAGAACAGGGGUCAGGGCGACGUGGGCGUGCUCCGAGCUUCCGACUAUGACACUGAGGAAAACGGACCUCCAUUCACCUUUUCUCUGGAUGGCAAUGCCAAUCACGAUAUCAAGCAGUGGUUCGAGGUGAAUCAGAACAACAAUGGAUCCUACGUCUUGAGGGCAUUGGUCACUUUCGACCGCGAGAAACAGAAGCAAUACGAUAUCCCCAUCAACAUAUGUGACAACAAGGGCAUGUGCGAUGUCAGUAUCCUACCCUUGAUCAUUGGUGACGAGAACGACAACCCCAUGGAGGCUGGUAGUAGCGAGAUCUUCGUGUUCAAUUAUGAAGGCCUGGCUCCAGAUACUGAAAUUGGACGGGUCUACGUGAACGACCCCGACGAUUGGGAUCUGCCGGAUAAGAGCUUCAAAUUCAAGGACCGUCAACGAUGGGACGGUCAAUUCGCCUUAGACCGGAACACGGGCAUGAUCACCAUGAGACGCGGGAUUCGAUUGCAAGGCGAGAUCACCACGUUCGAAAUCGAUUUCGCUGUCGAGGAUCCCAAGCACAACCAAGUGGGACGAUCGGCCGUGGAAGCGAAGGUCAAAGUGGUCAUUCAAAAGAUCCCCAAGGAGGCUGUGAUCAAGAGUGGUUCCAUCCGCAUCAAAGGCCCGCCCGAGGAUUUCAUCCGACCCGAUGCCAAUGGGUACUCCAAACGGGACAAGUUCACGACUUUGAUGAAGCGAUACCUGAACGCGACACAUUUUGACGUAUUCACUGUCCUGCCCGCAGGCAAAAAGGAUCAAAUGACCGAUGUGCGGUUUGCCGCCCACGGCUCGCCUUACUAUAAACCUGAGCGGCUCGAAGGCGUGCUAACGAAACGAAAACAUGACAUGAUGAAGUCUAUGGGAAUCGAGAUCCAAAUGAUCCACAUUGACGAAUGCAUUUACGAAGGCGUCCAUUGUGAGGGCGGAUCGUGUACAAACCACUUGGAUAUCUCUCCAGAGCCUGUGUCCAUUUUCACCAACACCUCGUCGUUCGUCGGAGUUCAGGCACGGGUAAUGCCGCAUUGUGGUUGCGCCGUGCCCAGUCCCAUUGUGUCGUCCGCAUGCGAUCCCAACCCGUGUUUGAACAAUGGAACGUGUCACUCCGCUUCAAGAAGCAAUCAGUACACGUGUGAUUGUCCAGCCAAUAACCCCGAGUUUUUUGGACCCAAUUGCGAACGUCUAGCCGCGUCCUUUAACGGCCAAGGCUGGUCUUGGCAUCCGGGACUACCCGCAUGCGGCAACUCGCACCUCUCGUUCGUUUUCAACACCCAAAUGGAUGUGGGCACACUUUUGUACACGGGACCCUCACCCAACAACAUUGUGGAAAAUGUCGAGGAUUUCAUGGCCGUAGAGAUCAGAAAAGGCCGACCUCGGAUGUUGGUCAAUUUUGGGAGUGGAACCAAGACACUAGAGCUGGAGCAAAGGGUUGAUGACGGCAAGGAUCAUUUUUUGGUCAUUCGAUGGACCAAUGACACGAUCCAAAUGGAGCUCGACCAAAAGACGUGUUCCAAUGAAGUGAGCCCGGCACGAAAUCAGUGCUUCCUUCAAAUCACGACCCACGAAUGGACCCACCACUAUCUCAAUACCAACAGUCCCCUUCAUGUGGGCGGUGUGUCGUUCGGCGGUGAUCGAUUCAGUGAGAUUUCAAAAUCCAUUGGAGUCACCAGAACCGAGAUGCCGGACGGCGAAGGAUUCGCGGGUUGCAUCCGGAACCUGACAUUCAAUGGAGGUGGACGAAAUACUUUGUAUGACUUGGGCAGUCCCUCGGAUGGGGAGCAUUUCACUCCGGGCUGCAACGAUGAGUUCGUCCAGGCUGUGGUGGCCAUUGGUCUCAACACCAACUUCCUCAUUGGGAUCCUCGUGUGCCUUUUGGCGAUCCUCAUCAUGGUGAUCCUUCUCGCCGUGUAUCGACGUCGACGUCACGUUUUUGGCGACAAAGACAUGGAUUGCGAUAUCCGAGAGAAUAUCAUCAACUACGAGGAUGAAGGUGGCGGAGAAGGUGACCAAACUGGCUACGAUCUCUCCGUCCUCCGAAUGAUGUCAGAUGGAACACCCGCUCUUCAUAUGGGUGAUCCGAAGAAGAUGAGCAAUUUCUACAAUCAACAAGAGCCCCCACCAGAUAUCCAAACAUUCCUUCAAACUAACAAAGAUCGCAUCGAUGGGGACCCGGACGCCACACCCUACGACGAUCUUCGACAUUACGCCUACGAAGGCGAUGGUAAUUCCAAUGGUUCCUUGUCAUCCCUGAAUUCGGGCACUUCCGACGCGGAUCUCGAAUUCGAUUAUCUUCACAAUUUCGGGCCCCGCUUCAAGAAGUUGGCCGACAUGUACGGCGAGCAGCCCGACUCCGAGGACGAAUCCGACUCGGACCCCGAGUUCGACCCGCAUGGAUAUCAUCCUCACAAUUCGCAUCAUCCCCACGCAUCCCAACAUCAUUCCCAUCAUUUGUCCAACGGGAUGAUGGGCGGUGGGAGCGGCUCUUCCAUGCCCCCGCCUCCCAAACACCCCGGGGGAGUGCCAUCCGAAUCUUGGUGCUAGCGUGCCCAUUCUUCAAUUCAAUUGUGCUGUGUUAUUAUUACAUUAUUAUCACCACUAUCAUCGCAACUACAACUUCUGCAAAGCGUCAACGAUCUCAACAAUCCGUAUCUGACGUGCCACAGAUUCUCACUUGAUCUAGGGCCCGCGCUCAAUUCCCUCCGCCUUAAACAGAAUACUAUUGCUACUGACCUGACAGUCCACUUCAAAGUAAGAACCGAAACGCGGAAACACAGGGAAUUCAUUCAACCUAAUGGACUAUCAUGCACUAUCAUGCGUUUUGUGGGUGUGUCCGUGUGUUCAAGUUGAUCCAAGCAUUCCAAUGUCUUUCAACUCCUCGGAAGACAAUUCAUGUUCCAUCUGUCUCUCAGUUUCGCUCGCCUUCUUGUGUCUAGUCAAAUCAUGACUCGGAAGAACGAUCUUCAAAGCGCAUAUCAAACCCCCGCCCACGUCCCAAUUUGAUCUGAACCUGAUUCCCCAUCUUUUGUACCACGAAAAAAAAUCUCGUGUUUUGCGAUUAAUCGAGGAUUGCAGGGCGCAAUCCUCAAAAUCCAUCCUGAAUCCGACAUCUUUUCGAAGAGGACAUAACUUCUUCUGAAUCGUAUUCUGUGUUUAAUCCUUUUGUAUAUCAACAACAUCAUACGAAAUAUAACGUGGAAAAAUGA
Messenger RNA from Tigriopus californicus, 6301 nucleotides. It is a transcript of the gene shg, whose product is annotated as DE-cadherin-like. The transcript has 8 exons. Gene Ontology annotation, biological process: calcium-dependent cell-cell adhesion; cell-cell junction assembly; adherens junction organization. Gene Ontology annotation, cellular component: adherens junction; catenin complex; plasma membrane. The record is from RefSeq and is a predicted model, not a curated record. Gene Ontology annotation, molecular function: cadherin binding; calcium ion binding. Bases 870 to 5639 code for a protein of 1589 amino acids. Lineage: Eukaryota; Metazoa; Arthropoda; Copepoda; Harpacticoida; Harpacticidae.